Messenger RNA from Diuraphis noxia (Russian wheat aphid), 985 nucleotides. RefSeq names its product putative fatty acyl-CoA reductase CG5065. NCBI's taxonomy places the organism in Eukaryota, Metazoa, Arthropoda, Insecta, Hemiptera, Aphididae. Gene Ontology annotation, biological process: long-chain fatty-acyl-CoA metabolic process. Gene Ontology annotation, cellular component: peroxisome. Gene Ontology annotation, molecular function: alcohol-forming very long-chain fatty acyl-CoA reductase (NADP+) activity. The record is from RefSeq and is a predicted model, not a curated record.
UAUAAAUUAUACUGCUAAAAUACAACAUCUAUUGACGUAAAACCGAACAAACAUCAAAAUUCUCCACCUACCUACCUUAUUUACGACUAGUAACGUUAUAGUGUAAAUUAAAGGUAAACACUACUCGAUUAAAGCUGUAAUUAUGGGCAUAAAAGAGUUUUACGAUGGAUGUGAUAUCUUCAUUACAGGUGGCACAGGAUUCAUGGGCAAAGUAUUGAUCGAAAAACUACUACGAUCGUGCCCGGGCAUCACAAACAUUUAUGUUUUAAUGAGACAUCGAAAAGAAAAAUCUAUGACUGCUAGAGUCACAGACAUAUUGGCGUUACCGCUGUUUGAUAAAUUGAAAGCGGAGCAUCCGGGUGUCGCAGAAAAAAAAAUUAUUCCUGUAUUGGGUGACUUGAGUGAAACCCGAAUAGGGUUGAGUGAUGACGAUUUCAAUAUGUUGGCCCGUAAUAUUUCUAUUGUUUUUCACGUUGCUGCAACGGUUCGGUUUGAUGAGCCCAUACGAGAUGCGAUCAUCAAAAACGUGAGAGGAACGCGCGAAGUCGUAGAAUUAGCUGCACAAAUGAAAAACCUCAAGGUAUUUUUACAUGUGUCAACAACCUAUUGUAACUGUAACAGAGUUUACGUGGACGAGAAAGUGUACGAAUCACCGAUCAGUUGGCAGGACGCAAUUUUGAUUGCAGAAAAUUUAGAUCCCAAAUUAUCUGAAACGUUAACGACAAAAUGGGUGGACCGUCAUGACUCUAUACUUGUUUUUAUAGAUUUAUUUGAUGCUAUUAUCGAUAGCUUAACAAAAGUAUGUUCUUGGUUUGAUAAGGAUUCUUCAUCGGGAGCAUACCAAUUAUUAUGCUCUAUAAAACAGCCAGAAUUUAUACUAGCAACAUUUGUGUUAGCAAAAGUAUUUGGUAUAAGCUUACCACUAAGUAAACAUCUCCAAAUUAAAAAUAUAGAUCUGAUUGAUGCUAUUGAGAAUGCGGACAGU